CAUUCAUCCAGCCCAGCGGAGGACGCAGACCGGCUCCGGCUUCUUCUCGGGGUUUCCUCCUCUUUCAUGGAGUUAGAACAACAUUCAGACCCCCUUAGCGGGAUUAAAGAGCCCAAAGUGGAGUCCACAUGAAGUCCGGACCCCUGUUUUUAUUUAGUAGCUGGGUUACUCGUGUUCUAGGACCUGUGACCUGGGCUCCACCUGAGGAGGAAAGAUGAGAAGUUUUCUCUUCUUCACCUUGUGUUUCUCGGUGUGUCCGCUCAUGGUUGACGGACGGCAUCCAACCUGCAACUUCCUGUUGGAGGUGGAGCGAGACCAGGCGGAGUGUCUGAGGCGGCUGAGGGAGGAGGACGCUGCCGGCAACUAUAAAGAGUCGGGAUGCAAAGGAGCGUGGGACAACAUCGCAUGCUGGAAGCGAACUGCGAUCGGAGAGACCGUCACCAUCCCCUGUCCUCGAGUCCUCAAGACUGUAUUCGGCAGAAAUGGUAACAUCAGCAGGAACUGCACGUCGGCGGGGUGGUCGGACGUAUUCCCAAACAUCACCAGCGUGUGUGGGUCGGACACCAGCCACGACAAGCUGGUCUUCUACGUGGUCGUGCAGACGCUGUACACUCUGGGUCACAGUCUGUCUCUGAUCGCCCUCACCACAGGGAGCGCCAUCCUCUGUCUGUUCCGGAAGCUCCAUUGCACCAGGAACUACAUCCACCUCAACCUCUUCUUCUCCUUCAUCCUGAGAGCUGUGGCCGUGUUGGUGAAAGACGACGUUCUCUUCAACCGGACCUCGCAGUGCUCCAACCAGCCGUCCGUGGUGGGAUGCAAGGCCAGCCUGGUGUUUUUCCAGUACUUCAUCAUGGCCAACUUCUUCUGGCUGCUGGUGGAGGGCCUGUACCUCCACACGCUGCUGGUUGUCAUCUUCUCCGAGAACAGACACUUUAUCGUCUACAUGUUCAUCGGCUGGGGCAUCCCCACGGUAUUCGUCUCUGCGUGGGUGAUGACCAGGAUUUAUCUGGAGGACACGGGAUGCUGGGAGAGAAAUGACAACCCCACACCCAACUGGGUGAUCAACGGACCAAUCGUAUUCUCCAUCAUGGUGAACUUCAUCCUGUUCAUCAGCAUCAUUCGGAUCUUGAUUCAGAAGCUGAGGUGUCCUGACGUGGGUGGCAACGACCAAUCACAGUACAGGAGGUUGGCCAAGUCCACUCUCCUGCUGAUCCCCCUGUUUGGGAUCCACUACGUGGUCUUCGUUUCUCUCAGUGAAUCCAUCGCAGAGGAUUAUAAGAUAUUCUUUGACCUGGCCCUCGGAUCCUUUCAGGGUCUGGUGGUGGCCAUUCUCUACUGUUUUCUAAACAGUGAGGUUCAAGGCGAGCUGAAGAGAAAGUGGCGGAGUGUGUGUCUGAACUGUCGUCUGAGCCGAGAUCACCACUUCAGCAGCACCUUUACCUCCAGGAACUGUUCAGAGCACAUGGGACGGUUUCACCGCGACUCCCGGACCCAGUCCAUCCUGCAGUCCGAGACCACCGUGCUGUGAGGACCUGAGGGAUCCUCGGGAGAAAAGAACACACAGUCUCCAGGUUGACCUGGGUCGAAGACUGUAUAAGUGAAGUAUUUCAACACAAAGCUACGGCGGAAUACACACGGAUGGGACCUGCACACCGUUUCAGAGCAGACUUUGGUUUUAGCUUUACAAAUCUCUGCAAGCCUUCAAAAUGUACCUUAAGUGGACCUGAAGCGGUUCUGGUCCAUCCAUUGAGGGUGUGUUUGUGUUUGCUGCCAAGAAAGAACACUUUUUAUCCAGUGUUUGUUCGUUUUAUUAUAGAAUAAGUUAGAUCUUUACUGUCAUUGUUUUCAACAACGAAACACAGUUUAGCAGCUCUCGAUAUAAAAUACGGAAAUAUAUAAAAUGUAUAUAGUAAAAUAUAUAACAAUCAAGAUAAAUAAAUAAAUAAAUAUUAAAUAAAUGUGAAGAGAUGACAGUACAUACUAUAUGUAUAGACUGUAUUUACUAUGAGCCAAUAAAGAACGGGUCUAGUAGGUAAUUGUUGCAACAUCCACAGCCUCAUGUGGAUUCAGGUUUUCCUGAACCUGCGUGCAGGGAGGUUAGAACUGAACGCAGUUUGACUUGUGUAUGUUAGAUGAACAUAGUUAAACAUUUUAAAAUGUAUGAAAUGUGUAAGACAAACAGUGCCAUUCUUCUUCUCUUCGUGGUUAGCAGAGCAGUAGACGUCACAUUGAGGAAACAAGUUGCUACAGCAACGCAGCCGUGCCACGUCGGAGCCUUUACCUGGUAUCUGUGUGUGUGGUUGAUGGUAGUGUAAGAUGAAAGAUUAGCUACAAAGCAAUAUCUUGAACUAAUGUUGUGUUCGUGAGUUGUUAGCCCAGUCGAUUCAACAAAUGCUCCGAAACCGCUUGGGAUCAAGUGCCAAAGCACUGUAGUGGUCUUAUCAAAUAAUGGUCCAUGUCCAUCGGGAGAUAAAGGAGG
Molecule: messenger RNA, 2479 nt
Organism: Etheostoma cragini (Arkansas darter)
Lineage: Eukaryota; Metazoa; Chordata; Actinopteri; Perciformes; Percidae
Gene: vipr2
Product: vasoactive intestinal peptide receptor 2
Exons: 13
Coding region: 215-1528 (437 amino acids)
Biological process (GO): adenylate cyclase-modulating G protein-coupled receptor signaling pathway; cell surface receptor signaling pathway
Cellular component (GO): plasma membrane
Molecular function (GO): peptide hormone binding; vasoactive intestinal polypeptide receptor activity; G protein-coupled peptide receptor activity
Source: RefSeq, a predicted model, not a curated record